Bursaphelenchus xylophilus (pine wood nematode) is the source of this 1427-nucleotide messenger RNA. The record is from the annotation of a GenBank genome assembly. Lineage: Eukaryota; Metazoa; Nematoda; Chromadorea; Rhabditida; Aphelenchoididae.
AUGUUUGAGGUCUUUGCCGGAGAAAUCUCUUUCCUCAACAUCUUGUCGUUAUGCGCCUUCUUCACAACCGUUGGUUUAUUCUUCUGCGGAAUGUAAGUUUUAUCAUUUUUUUUACAAAUCUUUGACUAAUUUUGAAAACUGUUAUCUAAUUAGAUGAGAUUUAUUACAUAAUACUUUUUUAUUUCCUUAUCGCUAUACUUGUAUACCUAAAUUUCUAAUAUUUUCUAGUCCAAUCUGCCGUCAGAUCUGGAAGAGAAAGGACACGGCCGAGAUUAGCGGGGCCCCUUUCUUGAUGGGCGUGUUGGGAGGAUUCUGCUGGAUGACCUACGGCUACCUCAAGAACGACACGACUGUAAAAUACGUGACCAGCGCUCAGGUGGUCCUCUACUCGAUCUACACGGUCUACUACUUCUGUAUGACCAAGAAGAAGUUGUGGAUCAGUGUCCAAAUCGCUGCUCUUCUGGUCACAUGCACUGCUCUCUUCUCGUCGGUCUACUUCUUCGGCAUGAAGGUAUUCCACCCUCUUGGAGUUGUGUGUUUGACUCUCAACAUCGGUGACUUCGCGGCUCCUUUGGCUGGGCUUCGUGUUGUCAUUCGUCGAGGCGCCACUUCCACUUUGCCUUUGCCUCUUUGCAUCGCUAACUUCCUUGUCUCAACCGAAUGGUUCAUCUACGGUCUUCUUAAAUGGGACUUCUAUCUUAUUGUAAGUUUUGCGCAAAUUUUUAUUACCUAAAGUACAGGUUGUACCAGGUGCACAAAAUUGGUACACCCUGUAUAAUAUAUUUAUUGUUAAAAUUACUUAACUCUUUGGUUUUUUUCAGUUCCCCAAUGGCGUUGGAUCAUUUCUGGCCUUCUGUCAACUGAUCUUAUUCAUUGUGCUCCCCAGAAAACCCAAGCAACGCGCUCCAAUCGUCAAGCUCUUCUAUUACAUCAAGAGAUGCGGCGCCCCAACAGAGACUGAUAUCGAGACUUCGGCCGUGGUUCCACAAGAAAAAGAUAUCGAGACCACACUCAGCAAACGCUGGUCCAAAAGAUUGGCUGCUUCAAUGGCCAGUGUCACCAGCGAAAUCGAAGAUGCCAUGUCCAAGGUCCAAAUGGGAGGCCAAUUCGGAUAUUCGGCCAAGUUGAAUACAGUCGAGGAUAUCCCCAGCGAUACCGCCACUCUUGAUUCGGCCGUUGUCACGCCUUCUGGUGACAACAAGGACGUCAAAUUCCCCAUGACGAUCACCAGUGAGGAACAGCUGAUUGAAUUGAGCAAGAUCCUCAUGAAGAAACUUAAUCCAACGGAAGAGAGUAAAGAAGUGGACCGAGCCCCAUUGCCUGAGAACUUUGAACAGAAUCCUCAACCCAGUGGAACAAUGACCGCGUCCUCGAGUAGUUCUCGACUGGAACGUUCUCGAAGCGAGCCCAGCAUCAACAAACAAUGA